Tetrapisispora phaffii CBS 4417 is the source of this 1017-nucleotide messenger RNA. RefSeq names its product chromatin-associated RNAPIII regulator FPT1 (gene FPT1). The transcript has a single exon. NCBI's taxonomy places the organism in Eukaryota, Fungi, Ascomycota, Saccharomycetes, Saccharomycetales, Saccharomycetaceae. The coding region runs from base 1 to 1017 and encodes 338 amino acids. The record is from RefSeq and is a predicted model, not a curated record.
AUGGCCGUCAACGAACUGCUGUAUCUGUACGCUGGUGAGAACAAACCAAGAAUCAAGCUCACGUGCACUCACACCUUCCGAUCUGUGGAAUCAUUGGCUGCUUAUAUGCAAGAGGUGCAGGAUAACUACUACCUGGAGUUGCAGACAUGCAUGACUAUCACUGACAAUCUGAAGAUAUACUCAAACACACGCAGCGCUGACGAUCUGUUCUAUAUCCUAGAGUUCAAUGAAGUCAACCGGUCUCUGUACCUUUGGAAAUCAGAAGGCUCGUGGGACGUUAACGAUGCUAUUGCUUCGUUUUAUAGCCGCAAUGUAGUCGAGGAUAAAGAAGCUAAUGUGGAACGCAACAGUGUAGAUCGCUUCUUGAGCGACAGACGUUGCGGGAAGUAUUUGGAUCGUGAAGAAUGGCGCAACUUUAUAAGAGGCAUUGACUUCAAUUGGGCUGAGAAGGGCGCCAUGGACUCGUUUUGGGGGUUUUUUCUCGAGUUGAUGAACCUUGAAGAGAAAAAAUCAGUUUGCACGGGCAAUGAUGUCGACUCGGAAGGGAAAUUGCUUGUCUAUAGGAGUUUGAUCAUUCUAUCUAUUUUGAAAACAAGAGUCUUACAAAAUAAAAUAAAAUUAAAAGCAACUUUUCUAGAAUACUACAAUAGAAUGGCAGGUCUAGGCAGCCGUUCCCCGAGCAUAGACUCAUCUUAUUCCUCAGCAGCAUCGAUAUUAGAAGAAAAUAUUGAGGAAUUGAAGACCUGUGAAGGUGACACUUCACAAGAUGAAAACGAGUUGGACAUCAAUUACCUUUAUGAAAAACCAGUCCCACAAUACUCAAUGCAUGACAAAAAUAAGAUCAAUAGAAUCCACAAAAAGUUAACUACUAAAAAUAUAGAUAAUUCUACAAUCGUCGACAAUUUCAAUAAACAUUUUAAAUAUAUCAUAGACGAUUAUGAAACCUAUCAUUUGAAAUUUAAUCAAAUUAAAAAAAGAAAAUAUACAAAGAGAAACUCUCUUCCUUCAACAGAUUGA